GAGAGCUAGCAACACCAGUACGGCCCGUCGCGCUGCGCGUGGUAAUCAGCUAUGAACUAAUCAUUUCGGUUUUAUUCAUUACGGAAUAAAUUUUCUCGUAUCAUUUAAUUAUAAAUUCUAUGAUUUGUGACAAAAUUAGUGUAGUGAAAAUGACAUUGAUAAUUUAGUAUAGAACUAUCAACUAGGUGUAGCUAUCUGUAUUUAUUUGUGAAAAAAGUGUUAUAAUUUAGUGAGUAUUAUGAACUUUGAGGACUAUGAAACCCUUCCGACCCAGAAUUCCCUCACACACAUGACAGCCGGCGCGAUCGCAGGGGUGAUGGAGCAUUGCGUAAUGUACCCGCUGGAUUCGGUCAAGACGCGAAUGCAAUCCCUGCGAUCGGCUCACAAUGGCAGCAUAGUGGAAACCUUUCGCUAUAUGGUGCAGCGGGAAGGCCUGCUCAGGCCCGUCCGCGGUAUGUCCGUGGUAGUGGCCGGCGCGGGGCCGGCGCACGCCUGUUUCUUCGCGACCUACGAGCAGAGCAAGCACACGUUGUCACAGCUGACGAGGCAUCGGCACGACCAUAUCACACACGGUCUUUCUGGAUGUUUGGCGUCACUCAUUCACGAUGCUGUAUCAAAUCCAACAGAGGUGGUUAAACAACGGUUGCAAAUGCUGAACUCGCCAUACCGCGGCGUGUGGGAGUGCGCGAGGCACGUGUACCGCGCAGAGGGGCUGCGUGCGUUCUACCGCUCGUACGGCACGCAAGUCACCAUGAACGUUCCGUUUCAGGCGGUGCACUUCGUGACGUACGAAUGGUGCCAAUCGCUGCUGAACCCGACGCGCGGCUACGAGCCGCGCGCGCACCUGACGGCGGGCGCGUGCGCGGGCGCGCUGGCGGCGGCCGCCACCACGCCGCUCGACGUGUGCAAGACGCUGCUCAACACGCAGGAGCGCGGCGCCGAGGGGCUGGCGGGCGCCGCGGCGCUCGUGCUGCGCACCUCCGGCCCGCGGGGCUUCUUCAAGGGCGUCGCGGCGAGGGUGCUGUACCAGAUGCCGGCCGCCGCCAUCUGCUGGCUCACCUACGAAACGCUCAAGCACGCUCUGAUUACGUGAAUAUGUUCAGGUGGAGCUCGAGGAGGCGCCUGCGCUUCGUCUGGCACCGGAACCAGCGGCCACCUAGACACCCCCCAACACCCCCAACACCCCCAACACCCCCAAACACCUCCACACACUCCACCACGCGACUAGUUCACCCUUCGAACGACUAUCCACGAAAUACGUUGUUAUUUGGCAUACGGCAACGGCUGACAGUUAUAUAGAUAAUAGAUUGUUUAGAUUAUAGACCUAAAAAAAUAUUAAAAUAACAGUAAAAUUAUACAAGAGAAAAAAAAUUGUUAGAGGAUAUAUAUGCUCUGACAAAUUUUUAUAAAUUACAUACCAGAAUUGAUAUUACAAUGUGAAGCUAGCAUAAACUUAUGGAUGUUCAAACAUCUAACAUUACAAGUGGCCUGCAGCAAGAAAAUUAUAGUCUGAAAUAGAAUAUUCGUCUGUCUUUACUCUCUUAUUGAUAGAGCUGGGUUUAUUAUAUUGAUUUGUGACAUUUAAAUUUAUAUACGAACGGGUCAAUAUUGUAUUUAUGUAUAAUUAUUAUAACAAAAUUUGUUGGAAAAACAAAAAUUGAUAUGUUGUCAUGUAAUUGUUAUUGAAAUUAUAUAAAUGUGUGAACGAAAUCGAUUCUAAUCAUCAAAGCUAGUUUAUUCGUAGACGAUAAUCGAUUUUAUGGUCAUUGUAAUAAGACACUAUUUAUAAAAUUUACCAUUCGCAUUGGCAUACCAAUAAUUGAAAUAAACAAUAGCACAAAUAAAAAUAAUGUAAGGAACUUACAUGCCAAUCCAGACAAAUUAAAUUGUCUAUUUAAAAGCCUUCUGUCCAUUGUACGUAAUGUGUAAGAAAACGACAGAUAGAACUUUUUAAAUCGGUUGGUUGUUAGGCCCACUUUUAAAUACGCUAUAUUUAUGGUAUGUCAAUAACCAUGUAGUAGGAUUUCAGUCGAACGAAUACGAAAAAAAUACCAGUGAUCAUGAAAUAGGGGGCGGGGGAAGGCACCUGUUGUUGUUGUUACGCGUUUUGUUGUUUAUUAACAGAGUAUAAUAUUAUCGAGAAAAAAAAAUAUUUUUUUGUGUAUCUGUCUGUGCACGGGCCCGCCGCAUUGCGCUUUUUGUUUCAUUAAUUAUCUGUGAUUACGUUCGCUGCGUAACUUGUACAUAGGCGGACCCGGUUUGUUACUCUGUGCGAGGUUAUUUUUUUUUAACUGUCCGAUUUUUUAAACACGGAAUGCGAAUUUAACGUUUGAAAAUGGAACUUCGAAUGCCAUUUUGAAUUCAUAGCUCGUACGGCCGAUUCAAUUUGCUCACCGAUUAUUAAGAACUAUUUCAUAUUUAUGACAGUUCAUUUAUAUUCAUACAAAAGGAUCUUAUUUUUGAAGAGAUCUCUUCUAUAGUAUUAUUAUCUUGUAUUGUCAUUAACGUAAUUCUAAUAAAUCAUCGUUAAAUAAUAUUUGUAUAUAGUUCAAGCUCAGAACUUGUCGUCUCGUUCUCUAGCAUCGGAAUAACAAUUGAUUGGAGCGAGAAAUGAUGACAUGAUAUUUAUUAUUCAACCUACUUCAAAAAUGAAGGAGGUUAUCAAUUAACUUUCUAUUUUGGCUUUGUUACCUCAGAAGUUUUUACUGGGUGAACCGAUUUUGAUUAUAUUUUUUUUUACUUGAAAGCUGGUGUCUCUUCUGUGGUAGCAUUUAAAUUGCGUCCAGUUUUGGUUGAAGGCGGUUAAUUUUUUUUUUAAUAAUAAUUAUUAAUAUAACCACACUAAGAUAACUCGCGCAGAGUAAAGUUGUGUGCGUGAAGUGAGCGGUGUGUGUGUACGUAUGUGCGUAUGCGUGCGUUAGAAUAUAGCUGUGAUGUUAUAAAUAAAAUUAACUGUAAGUCAUUAUAAAUAGCGUCGAUAUUUAAGUAUUAAUUGUCCCUUACCUUUGUUUUUUUUAAUCGCAUACGAGUUAAUAAAUUUCUGUUGCUGUUUUAUAUUUUACAUGUGCGUAUAUUGAUAUUUUGUUUGACGUUAUAUAUGUAUACAAUAUUUGUGUGUAGUGUGUUACACACGCGCGUGUGUGGUUGUGUGAGUGAGCGCAUCACAGUGGUUGGUGCCACUAUAAAAGUGUGACUAUGUUACUUCUUCGUUAUAAACAUCAACCUUAUUUCUAUGCAGUUAGAGUUCAAUUCGAAAAAUGUCCCACUUAAUUAAUUGGUUAAAAUGCAAGUGCAGUUUUCGAUGCUUUCUUGUGAACGUUUCAAAUUGGAUGUGUAUUACAUUAAAAAACCCGUUUUAAUUAUAAUUAUAAAUAAAUAAAUAAGUAAAUAAAUAAAUGUGAAGCCUCGAAAGGCCUAUACAUAAACGAUUUGUGGUACAAUGAAAAAAAUUCAAAUAUACGUCUGUUGAUAUUUUGCUUCGUUCGUGAACCACGUUGGAAAAACUUUUGGCAUGUUUAGAGGCCUAUAUUUAGUAUAUAAUAUACGUAUAUUAUUGAAUAUAAAUUCGUAAAAUCGCUAUCACGUUUUAUUAUUCUGAUGAUAUUUUAUUUUUUGUGUUUAUAUUGUGUAUUAGUAAAGAUUAAAAUUUUCGUUCGAAGCAUAAAUGUUUACGGCACUUCUUUGAUUUCUUUUAUGAAUAAUAAUUUUAUUGUUAGAUGCUUUGCUUACCGAUGUUAUAAAAGUUUUUUUGUUAUCGCGUCGCCCGUCGUGAGAAUGCGUAUUAGAAUGGAGGGUAGGUUAUUAAUAUGAUAAUGAAAGUGUAGAUGUCUCAUUGGACAGAGAUUUGGGAUUGGGAUUUAUGUGACUUAGGUUCGAUGAAGAUGACCUAACAUCAUUUGUACUAGUCUAGUUUAAAUUCACCAGUCUCACAUUGUAUUUGUACAAAAAAAAAAUGUUUAAAAAUCUAUACGCACGUGGAUACUGAAGUGUUAACAGUCCGGACGAGCUACAUCUAUCCGUCCUUGCAUUCGUAAUAUUCAUGAGAAAGCAAAUUCGUAGAGAUGUAGCGAGACCCCUUUACAUUCAGCUUAUAUCAUUAGUAGGCUGUGAUUUCAAACUCUAUGGAGACUUGCACGGUUUUAAUUUUUUGUUUGUACAUACAGUUAUAUAAGGGUUUUGGGAAUUAUGUUUCAUUCGUAUAUACAUAACAGCGUUUGGAGGUGGAAAUUUAUCAAAUAAAUCGCGUCUCUAUUGUCGAGAACAUAGGGCUACUUUUCAAUUAUGAUUAUUGAGUGUAUAGCAAUGUACAACGAUGUAUAAAGUGGAAAACUAACUCGUGCCGCGUACUUUUCAAUUUAAAAUGGAUUGCCGCUUACAAGAUAUUCGUAUUAGGGAUAUAAAUUUAUUUUUAAAUGUUUUUUCAAUAAUUUAUAUCUUAAAAUGGUUUAAAAAUUGAUAGGGAAUUGAAAUAUUAUUUCGGCACGUAGUUUUUUUGCAAUAUUAUUUAAGUGCAAUCUUGCAUAACGCCCUAAUUUCUCCGCUUGCGUCCAAUCGAAAUAAUAAUGUAAAAUGAUGUUAUGAAUAGUAAAUGCAAGAAAAUGCACUUGUAUUCUCUUUAUAUCUAUAUCCAUUACUAUAUCGAGUCGCUCUUGAGAUUAGCCACCAAAAACGACCAAUGGGACACUGAAAAAUUAUUAAGUUUGAUUAUAUCUUGAUAAGCGGCCAGCUCAUACAAACCUACGUUUUGUAUGUAUACACAUAUAUAUAACAUAAUAAUAUCACGAUAUUGUUUUCGUUAGUAAGAUCAGUGUGUCUUCGUACAAACGUUGGAGUUUUAUUUUAAACAGGGUGUGAGAAAUUAUUAUUAUUUUUUUUUUUGAUGGAUUGUAAGGGACUUUUUACAUCUAGCCGCAUACGUAAAUCAGAUGUGAAAAGUCCCAGCGUCAGUAAGGUCGGCUCGAGUUGGGAGUAAGGGCCGUUGUUCACUGAAUAACGGAACAAAUAAUAGUUUUUGUGGGCACCGGCCUUUACAUCGGUUAGAGUAAGUGAUCCUAAAGGAUGGAAAACUAUGAGGUGCUAUGUAUGGCAGGCAAUUGUCGCUCAUUUGAAAGUCACGUUUUAUUCGUAUUUUUAAUUAAUGUUUAUUGAUGACGGAUUCUUUUUGAUCGCACUUUCGUAUGAAUAAUUGAAAACUUCAAACAAAAGAGAAACACGGUUUUCAAUAAGAUUUUGAAAGAUAAUGUUAAAAAAAAUCUUAAUGAGCAAGACACAAACAAUAAAUCAAUGUAAAAUAAAUACUUUUUUCUUUCUUUUAUGUAUAUAAGUGAUGAAUAUUCAAUCAAAGGAUUGUUUCAAAUAGCGACUUUUGUCUAGGACUUUUCAAAUUGUUGGUACAAUGACAAGCGUUAAUUGUAUUAGUGGGAGAGUCAAAUUGUUAGUAUUAAAGGACGGGACGGAGCCGCCAUGAUGGUAUGUGAAACAAGGAAUAAAAUAAACAGUUGGACAAUA
This is a messenger RNA of Zerene cesonia (dogface butterfly), 5508 nucleotides long. It is a transcript of the gene mfrn, whose product is annotated as mitoferrin. Lineage: Eukaryota; Metazoa; Arthropoda; Insecta; Lepidoptera; Pieridae. Gene Ontology annotation, biological process: iron import into the mitochondrion. Bases 239 to 1093 code for a protein of 284 amino acids. The record is from RefSeq and is a predicted model, not a curated record. Gene Ontology annotation, cellular component: mitochondrial membrane. The transcript is spliced from 7 exons. Gene Ontology annotation, molecular function: ferrous iron transmembrane transporter activity.